Messenger RNA from Aspergillus chevalieri, 2523 nucleotides. RefSeq lists its product as uncharacterized. The record is from RefSeq and is a predicted model, not a curated record. Lineage: Eukaryota; Fungi; Ascomycota; Eurotiomycetes; Eurotiales; Aspergillaceae. The transcript has a single exon. The coding region runs from base 1 to 2523 and encodes 840 amino acids.
AUGCUGUCCGACUUCUUGGCUAGCAGUUAUCUGCAAUACAAAGCAGAUACGGAUGCUGUGGCAUCAUGGCUGGUGGCCACAGCUCGAAACUAUGGUUUCCCCGUUGAAACGUUGGGAGGAAACCCUUCCCCCUCCAGCAGUGCGCCUGCUCCCUCUAAGAUUCAGCCGUUGAAACGAUUAAAGGGCAAGGCAAGAAAGUUGGCCCGUGAGGGUGCGAGCAAACCGGCCCCUACUCCUUUAAAAAAGCCUGAUCAGCAGAAGCAUACUCUCGCUGUGAAAGAUUUUGUCAACCUGGCAGACUACAUUGCCGCUGCCACUAAGUCUCAAGCCAAUGUUCCAGCAAGCUUUGUCGCCGUGCUGGAUCGAGCCAUUUUGAUGCGACGGGAGCAUGGUUUGCAGGCCACAGCAAGGUUCCCUGCCGACAUCCAAUCUCAAGCAUCGUCUGACUCACACGGCCAUUUUAUUGGAAUCCUGGAGCAUGUUCAGCAGGCGUUGUGUCCUCGAAUGCCGAGCGAGGACAUCAAAGAUCGAUUGACCCAGCUUUCAGGUGACGCUUCAUUGGAGAACAUUCAAAAUAUCAGUAACAAAUUCGAUGGCCUUGAUGUGCAGGAGCCUUCGGAAGCAUUUGUACAGGCGCCUGAAAUUGCAAUGCCAACCCCCACGAACGGCAAGCCAGAGGUCGACUAUGAAUCUGAGAGGAUGCAGGAUUUCGAAGAGGCAUACUUUGGUUUCAAUCUUUUGCUUCGUGAUUUUGCUAAGCUACGAAAUGUCAUUACCCGCACUUGGGGCGGCUAUCAAUACGGUCUCUUUGAUCUCAUUUCUGCUUCAGUAAUGACAAAUUCUGCCAUCGACAUAGCCCGACGAAUGCAAGAAGACGUUCAGCAGCUGUUUGACGAAUAUGGAGGAUCUGCCAAAAUGCUCAGUGCAUUCUACGCGGCUCAUUGUGCGCAGGAGGGAGAGGAUCCAGAAUUCAAAGAGCAUUUUGGAGACGACAUGAAUUUCCGGACCUACGACAUUGCCCAGUCUAUGUUUCUGCCCACAUUCUCAUUUUUGAACUCGUUCAGUAUUCUCGUCGAGGGCGAUAACUUUCUACCAUUUAAGCAAGGGUACUUUGGCACCUUCGACCGAGCUAGGGACCGGUCGGAGAAGAGCGCGAGAGAAAAGUUUUCGGAAGACAAGAUCAUCAUGUUGGAAAUCCUCUCCGAUUUUCUUACCAUGCAUCGGAUCACGCCUCCACGGCCCUUUGAAGAUGAAUUUACUCGGGGAUUAAGGAAAAUGUUCGACACGCAUGAAAUUCCGCUUUGGCUUGUAUUCGCCGCCCAGGUUUUUCUCGACAUCCACCAUGUCCUCCGUGACGGUGUGCAACGGGGCUUUGAAGAUUUUGGGCGAUUUGCCAAGUUAACUGAAUCAUCCAUCCGUCAGAAUCUUGAUUUCCAUUCCAAUCUUCGAAUCGAAAAAUGGCCAAAGCGAAAUGACAAAGCAUUUGAGGAGCUCCUUCAGUUUAUUGAUAUGUCCGUGACCUCAGAUCCCACCCUGCUAGUGCAGGAAGCCCUUGGAUCAAGCCUAGGAGAACCUUUCAAACUGAUGAAAUGGCAUCCAAUGCUGUGCGGUCUCGCCAUGUUCUACUUGAAGGCUCGAUACCAAGAGCUUUCUCUUUCUUUUCAAGCUGCGUGGGGUUCGGUUAUGUACUCGGCUCAUCUGUACAAUGCCCUCCGCAAAGAAAAGCUACUGAAGGAUCAAUGGAUUGAUAUGAACCUGGUCAUGACCUGGCAUGAUGAGAUCUUUGUUGGUGAACCACCCAGCCGACCAGAAGACUACUUGAAACGAUUCAACCUGAGCAUGGGGUGGUCGGCUGCAUCAUAUGCGCGAAACAGACGUCAGACUGUCCGGCUACCAGAGGCGAAGAGCGGACCAAAAACAAUUAAACCAAUUGCCAACGUUUCGCAGAUGUUCGUGGAUCGUUAUUGCAAGGACUCUGGCUCUGGACAGACUGAAUUCACCGAAACUGAUCUUGGAAGAAUCCUUGCCCAAGGGAUGUGGGAUAAUGACGAAGAAGGGGAAGAAGGGUUUAUCUCCAUGUCACGUAGUCGCAAAGACACGGCUAAAAAGCGAUGGAAACAUUCCCGUCAGGUGACAGCUGCUGAACUACUGGAGACUUUGCGCAACGCGAUUCAGAGUGAAGUCGUGGAGAUGAGCUUUGAUUACUUGAUGUUACAUCGAGUAUGCUGGAGGAUGCUUCGGUCUGCCAAAGAAGCGUGUGACGUCCACCUGCGAAAAAUCUUUGGUUCUAGGUACCUGGAGAAAGAGAGCCAGCUGCCAUUUCUGGUAGGAUAUAUCUUCAUGGCUGUCAUGAAUACUGACUACCUGGGGAAGCAGAUAGCAGAGGGCGAAGUAGUUAAGAGCAAUUUACUGAUGUGCGCCGCGGAGGUGGUUGAGGGUAUGAUAGAUACAAAGUCUGGAUCCAUUGUGCACAAGAGGCUGGCCGCACAAGGCUUUCAGAUUGAAUUUGAAGAAGAGGAUUGA